Debaryomyces hansenii CBS767 is the source of this 1533-nucleotide messenger RNA. Its product is annotated as sugar porter family MFS transporter. The record is from RefSeq and is a predicted model, not a curated record. The coding region runs from base 1 to 1533 and encodes 510 amino acids. Gene Ontology annotation, molecular function: carbohydrate:proton symporter activity. Gene Ontology annotation, cellular component: membrane. Lineage: Eukaryota; Fungi; Ascomycota; Pichiomycetes; Serinales; Debaryomycetaceae. The transcript has a single exon. Gene Ontology annotation, biological process: transmembrane transport; carbohydrate transport.
AUGAUAAGCUUCAAGAUGUUUGGGACUUCUAAAAUAAUAUGCUACGGAAAAAAUUUACGGCUUUUGAUUACAUUUUGUUCCUGCACUGGCUUUUUAUUGCUUGGUUACGACCAGGGCUUAAUGGGUACCAUUAUAGGAGCAGAUAAUAGGUUCGGUCGUGAUUUCAACCAUCCUGACUCUACGGUACAAGGUUUAUUGACAUCCGUAUACGAUUUGGGUUGUGUUGGGGGGUCAAUUAUAUGUUUUUUUAUUGGCGAAAAGUAUGGUAGAAGAUCAAUGAUGUUUUGUGGGGGGUUGAUUAUGAUAAUAGGAACUAUCAUAUUAGCAGCAUCUCAGUCAAGAGGCCAAUUUUAUGCAGGUAGAAUUAUUACUGGUAUUGGAAAUGGUUUCAAUUCGUCAACUAUACCUGUAUAUCAGUCUGAGUGUGCUCUAGCUUCUAACAGAGGCUCCAUGCUAACUUGGCAAGCAGUUGUGACAAUUUUCGGUGUAGUAAUAGCCUACUGGGUAGGGUAUGGUACAUCUUAUACAGAAAGUCCUUUUCAAUGGAGGUUCCCAGUAGCAUUUCAAGGUAUUUUUGCAAUUAGUCUUACUUUAGAAACAUUCUUGUUACCAGAAACACCCCGUUGGUUGGUAACCAAAAACCGUAAAGCGGAAGCUACGCAGGUUUUGGCUGCUAUUUUGGAUAAGGAUGUGAAUGAUCGGGUAGUCAUUUAUGAAAAAGAUGAAAUAGAGAAAGCGGUUGAAUUAGAAGGCGCCGGAGGCCCUUUUCAAUUCAAAGAACUUUUUGGAGGUGGUGACAUUCAAAAUUUUAGAAGGUUACUAUUGACCAUAGGUAUAAUGAUAAUGCAACAAUUUACUGGUUCAAAUAUGAUAAAUUACUAUGCCCCAGUUGUUUAUCAAUCUACAAUGAAAUUAAGUAGAAACACUUCACUAAUACUUGCUGGCUGCACGGAAAUUGUAUAUCUUGCAGCGUCUUUCUUCCCACUUUGGGCCGUUGAAAGAUUUGGAAGAAGGCCAUUACUCUUGUACUCUUCAGCGGGACUAUCUUUUUGUUUUAUAGUUGUUUCCAUUUUGUUGUCUAUUGGGACAUAUGGGUGUGGUGUGGGUGCUGCAUGUUUUAUCUUUAUAUACCAAAUUUUUAUGGGAGUUGGUUGGUUACCAGUACCUUGGUUUUACCCUUCAGAAAUCAACGUUACAAGGCUAAGAUCUAGAAAUCAAGCUAUAGGGUCAGCAUUUAACUGGUUGUCAGUUUUUGCGGUUGUACAAAUUACUCCUAUAUCCAUUAAUAAUAUUGGUUGGAAGACUUUUAUAAUUUUCGCCAUUUUGAACGCUGUUUGGAUACCUAUAAUCUAUUGCUUUUAUCCAGAAACUAAGGGACUAGAAUUAGAAGAUAUUGAUCAUAUCUUCGAGAAACCUGGUAUUACUAGGGGAGUAUUCUCAAGUAGAGGUAAGCCUAUUGACCCAAACGAAAAACAUUCUUAUGAGGAUAGUAUUAUUGAGAAGGAAUCAAUAAUACACAUUGAAAAAGUUUAA